UACAAAGAAGGAAGCUUUCAACGACAAGGAACCCGAGAGGAUCAGAUGAUAGUAGGAAGAUUAACGUUAAGUAUUCCCCCGCCAUGGAACCACCACCGCCUCCGGCCAACUCCACCGUUAAUCAAAUGUGAGAGCGGGGGAGUGCCACUAACAAAGCAAGGUCACCGCUUCCUCUCUUCAUUAGCAUCCACGGCCGCCGUCGACGACCCAACAACCGCUAACCGGUUGAUAAAGAAAUUCGUCGCAUCAUCGCCAAAGUCUAUUGCUUUGAACGCGCUCUCUCAUCUUCUCUCUCCCAGCAAUUCUCACCCUCACCUCUCCGACCUCGCGUUUCCCUUGUAUACUAGGAUAACUGAAACAACAUGGUACAACUGGAACCCAAAAUUACUUGCAGAGUUAAUUCCUUUGCUGGAUAUACAAGGUAAGCACGAUGAAUCCGAGGCUUUAAUCUCUCAAGCUGUUUCGAAGUUAAAGUCUCGAGAGCGAGAUCUUGUUCAAUUCUAUUGCAAUUUGAUUGAGUCUUGUUCUAAACAUGAAUCAGAGCAAGGGUUUAAUGAAGCUUACUGUUACUUGUCUGAACUUGUUCGUAAUUCUUCAUCGGUGUAUGUCAAACGUCAAGGUUAUAAAUCAAUGGUUAGUAGCUUAUGUGAAAUGGGUCAGCCUAAUGAGGCUGAGAAUGUGGUUGAAGAUAUGAGAAAAAAUGGGGUUAAACCUUCAUUGUUCGAGUUUAGGUUUGUUUUGUAUGGGUAUGGGAAAAUGGGAUGUUUUGAAGAUAUGGAGAGAAUGGUGAACAAGAUGGAGAUGGAAGGGUUUGAAGUGGAUACUAUUUGCUCGAAUAUGGUUCUUUCGUCGUACGGGGCUUUUACGAAACUUCCCAAGAUAGUUCAUUGGCUGCAAAAAAUGAAGGCUUUGGGAAUUCCUUUCUCAGUAAGGACUUACAAUUCUGUCUUGAAUUCAUGUCCUAUGAUCAUGUCUUUGGUUCGAGGCUCGGGUAGUUUUCCGGUUUUGCUUGCGGAGCUGAUUGAGGUUUUGGAUGAGGAUGAAGCGUUGUUGGUAAAGGAAUUGGUUGCAUCUUCUUCAGUAUUGAAUGAGGUAAUGGAAUGGACUGAUUUGGAGCUAAAACUUGACUUACAUGGUAUGCAUCUUGGUUCGGCUUAUGUGAUAAUGUUGCUGUGGAUCGAGGAGAUGAAACGCAGGUUUAAAGUCAAAGAAUGCGUGAUUCCAGCACAAAUUACUAUCGUUUGUGGAUCUGGAAAGCACAGCAGUGUUAGGGGAGAAUCACCUGUGAAAAAUUUGAUCAAAGCGAUGAUGAUUCGAAUGAAGAGUCCAAUGAAAAUUGAUAGGAAGAACAUUGGUUGUUUUAUAGCCAAAGGACAAGUUGUGAAGAAUUGGUUAUCGCAGCUGAUGGAGGAGAAUCAUUAAUUUAAGUUCCUCAGAUUGAAUCAAUAACAUCUGCCAUUUUCUUCUUU
Molecule: messenger RNA, 1469 nt
Organism: Hibiscus syriacus
Lineage: Eukaryota; Viridiplantae; Streptophyta; Magnoliopsida; Malvales; Malvaceae
Product: pentatricopeptide repeat-containing protein At2g17033-like
Exons: 3
Coding region: 46-1422 (458 amino acids)
Molecular function (GO): protein binding
Source: RefSeq, a predicted model, not a curated record